CAGCUCAGUACCAAUGACAGAGCCUGCCUACCUCACCAGUUUGUCCAGACAUCAACCAAUCAGAGGAUGGGAAAAUGCUGAUGUUACUCUAAGCCUGCCAGCUGGCCCUGUGAGGUGAGUCUGAAAUCUGUUAGUGUACUAAUAGUGUUUGAGUGUCAUGAGCCAGCACUACUGAUUCUGAAGGCCAUGGGCAGAUUACAUUGACAUGGCAGCACACGGACGCUGAAAUCCGAUUCAACAAAAAAAUCCAACAUACACAUACACUACAGGAAGCAGUGCAGCCAAGAGACACUCUACAAAAUGAAGAUAAUAAUAGACUGUUGGGAACAAAUGAAUGCAAUUUCAAGGAACAAAUACUAGAAUUUAAGUUGUAAAUCCGGUGAUUGGCUGGUGACCAGUCCAGGGUGUAUCCCUCGUCUCGCCCAAAGUCAGCUGGGAUAGGCUCCAGCAUUCCCCUCGAGCCAAGUGAGGACAAGCGGCCUAUUAAAUGAAUGAAUUUUGUAAAUGUAGCUCAGUGCUUCGGGUAGUGUUUAGGCCAGCAGAGAAGGCUUUGCUGGCCCUAACAGCACACUUUGUAGAGCAAUGGAUGUGGGAUUCUGGAUCUUUCAUUUUCUUAUAUCUUUAAUUUCUCUAAUCACUGUACAGUACUGGGAGAAGUAUAUUUCAAAUAAAUAAACAAACAAAUGAAAAUAAAAUAAGCCAAAUUAUAACAAAGCUUUAUUGCAUACAACAACAAUGUUAAUGCAAUUCCUCAGAUAAAGUAAGGCUAAAUGCCACCGAAAAUAUUAAUAGGCACAGCAGAUCAUAUGCAAAUAUGACCCAUUGGCAGGUGAGCAAUAUCAGGGAUACCAUCAAAAUGUAUGAUUCAAAAUGAGAAAAUGCUUGCUGUAGAACAUCAUUCUCACAACAUAUAGUGCAUGUAAUUCUGUAAGAGUAGGUCUUCAUUGAUCUGUUCCCACCCCACGCUCCCUCCCGUCCCACGGCUUGGGCGAUGCGUCUGGCUGGAGGGAAUGGGAAGCUUCUCCCUCCUCAGCUGAUGUUAUUCCCACCGUGAGCAAACCUCCGGGAUCCCAGGCAUGAAAGCGGUCUUCCUCGCCCUCACGGCUGCGCUCCUGUGGCCAAGCGGCGGCCACUCAUCUUUCAUUCAACCGUUCAGCGACUGCGCCCAAAGCCGCGGGAGAGGCGUCUUGUACCGGGGCGCCAUCGACGUCACCGAGGCCGGCGCGCGGUGCAUGAACUGGAGCGAGGUGGGCGGCUUCACGGAGCGACACCCGGGGAAAGGAAUAGGGGAGCACAAUCAGUGCAGGAAUCCUGACGGUCGAAUCCGACCAUGGUGUUUCUUCCGGAACCAGAGAGGCAGAGUUGACUGGGGAUACUGCGACUGUAAACAAGGCUCAGUCCGCCUGCAAGGGGGGCGCUCCAAGCUGGAGGGCAGGGUGGAGGUAUACCUGGGCGGCGUGUGGGGCUCCGUGUGCGCCAAUGACUGGCAAGAUGAAGACGCCAUGGUUGUGUGCAGACAGCUAGGCACAGGCUUCUCAGGCCGCGCUCAUGCCGUCGCACUACCUCAUCUGAGCACGGCCAAGUUCCACUGGCAAGGUGUCCACUGCCGGGGAGAUGAGCCAGAUCUUCUCCAGUGUCGUAAAGCCAUGUGGAAUGGGGGGGAGUGCAGUCUGGUUGCGGCUGUUACCUGCACCAAGCAGCAAGAUGCAUUGAUGUUGCCUGUUCGGCUGGUGGGAGGACGCUCAGGGUCAGAGGGCACGGUUGAGGUCUUCCAUGCAGGCCAGUGGGGCUCCAUAUGUGACGACCAGUGGGAUGACAGUGAUGCAGAGGUGGUGUGCCGACAGUUAGGGCUGAGUGGUGUAGCAAGGGCAUGGGGCCAGGCCCAUUUUGGACAGACUUCUGGCCGUGUGUGGCUGGACGAGGUGAGAUGCACAGGAAAUGAGCUCACUGUGGAGCAGUGUCCCAAAAGUGCCUGGGGGGAACACAACUGUCUCCACUCUGAGGAUGCUGGAGUAUCCUGCAGCCCUUUGACAGAUGGCAGUGCUCGGUUAGUGGGUGGGGCCAGGAGCUACGAGGGACGCUUAGAAGUCUUCUACCGUGGUCAGUGGGGGACAGUGUGUGAUGAUGGCUGGACUGAUGCUAACACGCAAGUGGUGUGCCGCCAACUAGGAUACAGGUUAGGCCAAACUCUGGUCCCUGAAGGACUAGAUAUCACCCCGGUUCCUCGCUUUGGUGUGGCGUCAGGUCCUAUUCUCCUGGAUGAUGUGAGCUGUACAGGCAAGGAGCCCAGCCUGUUGCUGUGCAAAAGGAAGGAAUGGCUCCGUCAUGACUGCACACACCAUGAAGACGUGAACAUCGCGUGCAACCCAGAGCGCCUUGGAGACGGGAUUCCAGCUAGUGUUGCGGUUAGGCUGGUGGGAGGAGAAAGCCCCAGAGAAGGGCGGGUCGAGCUCUACCUGUCUGGCCAGUGGGGGACGGUAUGUGACGAUGGAUGGACUGAUCAGGAUGCUGUAGUUGUGUGUCGACAGAUGGGAUACAGCGGGGUGGCCAAGGCCCGUGUGAUGGCGUAUUUCGGCGAAGGGACGGGACCCAUUCACGUGGACAACGUGGAGUGCAGCGGCGACGAACGCUUCAUAGCCGACUGCAUCAAACAGGCGCCCGGCACACACAACUGUCGCCAUAGUGAGGACGCCGGCGUCAUCUGCGACUACGGGGAGCCCCAGUUUGGCUACAAAGAGGUCAAAGAUCCUGCUCAUGCAGUUUGCGGUCUACGCCUCAUCCACACUCGUCAGCGGCGAAUCAUCGGAGGAGAAAACUCUUUGAGGGGUGGCUGGCCAUGGCAGGCUGCUAUACGAUUGCGAGGGUCCCGAGGAGACGGGCGCCUGGUGUGUGGAGCCACACUGAUUGACACCUGCUGGGUCCUCACUUCGGCACACUGCUUCAAAAGGUAUGGAAACAGCACCAAGCAGUACAAAGUCAGAGUGGGUGACUAUCACUCCCUCGUCCUUGAGGAGUACGAGGAGGAGUACGGCGUUGAUCAGAUUGUCCUCCAUCCGAGUUACCGCUCCCACAGCAGCGAUUACGACCUGGCCUUGGUGCGUCUGUCGCCGGGGGCGGUGGGCCACACGGCGGGGGAGUGUGUGUCAUUCAGCCGUCACGUCCUUCCUGCCUGUCUGCCCCUGAGGAAGGAGAGAGCGCUCAAACAAGCCAGUAACUGUCACAUCACCGGCUGGGGUGACACAGGCCGCUCAUACUCCAAGACCCUUCAGCAGGCACCACUCUCCCUCCUGCCGCGCCGCCACUGCCAGCGGCACUUCGAAGGUGCUUUCACCAGCCGCAUGCUGUGCGCCGGCAGCGUCCGGGAAGACAGGCGCGUGGACAGUUGCCGCGGCGACAGCGGCGGGCCUCUGGUGUGCGAGCGCCCGGGAGGGGGCUGGGUGGUUUACGGGGUCACCUCCUGGGGCCACGCCUGCCGGACGCAGCGCUCGCCCGGCGUUUAUACCAAAGUGUCCUCCUUCAGCUCCUGGAUACACAAGAUGAUGGGGCGGAGUGAUGCCAAAUAUGAAAGGCAGUGACCUGAUUGGUCGGCGACUGCCAGCAUGUCACAAGCACUUAUUUCAAUAAGCUGCAAAUCUUCCUUAAUACGCAUAUCUCUUUUUGUUUGUUUUUUUCUCUAUUUGUUAUGACGUUGUAACUUAUAUUUUGAUAAAUGUUGACUGCUAAAAGGGGACCACACAUACAACAACACGCAUGCUAGGUGAUUGCAUGAGCGACUUUGCAGAUUUGCACUCAAUCGUCUGUUCUUUUGUCGUUUCUUUUUUAACUUUCAGGUCACAGUCGGUACUCAGGCAUUGAAAUGCAAUCAGUUUGUCCUUGUGAGGAGUGUCAAAGCACACGACAGCAUGUCUGCUAUUGAUUUGUCAUAUUGACUUACUGUGUGUGCACAUUUAUUCUGCUAGGAGAUUUGACAGAUAUUCUGAUACACUUGAAAAAGGACACACGCACUCCUUAUUUUGUCUGUGUAUGUUUCAGUGUAGCCUUUAGAAGUAAACUCAAAUUUUGUAUUAAAACUGUGUUGUCAGUGUAACAGCGGCUGCAACAAGGGAGCACUUUCUUCGCAGUUCUGUUCCAGGCUGCAAACUGACAAAAGUGAGCACCGACUUCUCAGAAAAUGUGCAUGCGCACCAGCACACACGCAUGCUUAGUGUCACCGGUAUGUGGCACCAUGUCUACAGGAAUAGCUGCCAUUUUCAGACACAUCCCCAUUUACUGAAACAGCCAGAGAAACAUGGCAACACAUUUAAGAAUGGCACUGAGAAGAUGACUGACGAAAAUAAGCAAUGACACAAAUAAGCAACGGUGUUACUUGUGUCUCUCACUAAGAUUCUUCUAUAAAUACUUUAUUUUUUUUUUAACUCGUGACUCUGGCAUUGAUAGCUUCAUAUUCCCUGUGUUGGACAAGGGCGCCAUCGUGUGGGUACGUACAGGUAAGCCCCAAAUUAUUCUAUUCAUUUAUAUUUUAAUACUCGCGGGUUUUAGUGAAAUAAAUUAAUAAAUAAGUACAGCAUAUACAGUGGUGUGAAAAAGUGUUUGCCCCCUUCCUGAUUUGUAAUUUGUUUGCAUGUUUGUCACACUUAAAUGUUUCAGAUCAUCAAACAAAUGUAAAUAUUAGUCAAUGACAACACAACUGAACACAAAAUGCAGUUUUUAAAUGAAUCUUUUUAUUAUUACGAGAGAAAGAACAUGUAAACCUACAUGGCCCUGUGUGAAAAAGUGACUGCCCCCCCACCCCCGUUAAAAAAUAACUGGUUUAUCACCCUGGGUUCUAUUUCUCUAGCCACAACCAGGCCUGAUUGCUGCCACACCUUUUGCAAUUUUUAAGAAAUCAGGUAAAUAGGACCUGCCUGACAAAGGGAAGUAGACCAAAAGAUCCUCAAAAGCUGGACAUCAUGCUGAAAAAUUCAGCAACAAAUGCGAAACAAAGCAAUUGAGAUUAUAAGUCUGGAAAAGGUUAUAAAGCCAUUUCUAAAGCUUUGAGAUUCCAGUAAACCACAGUGAGAGGCAUUGCCCACAAAUGGCAAAAACACUGAACAAUGGCCGGCCACCAAAAUUAUCCCAACAGCGCAGCGACGACUCAUUCGAGAGGUCACAAAAGUCACAAAACUCCACAACAACAUCCAAAGAACUGCAGUUAAGGUCAGCGUUCAUGACUCCACCAUAAGAACGACACUGGGCAAAAACGGCCUGCAUGGCAGAGUUCCAAGACCAAAACCACGCUGAACAGAAAGAAAAUUAUGGCUUGUCUCAAUUUUGCCAGAAAACAUCUUGAUGAUCCCCAAGACCUUUGGAAAAAUAUUCUGUGGUCUGACGAGACAAAAUUUGAACUUUUUGGAAGGUGUGUUUCCCAUUACAACUGGCGUAAAAGCAACGCUGCAAGUUGAAAUAAUAAAGAAAAAAUUAUUUGCUGUUUUCUUUCAAUUUUAAUCUUCUUUAAAUUUGUAAUAUUAUGAGGAACAAAAUAAAAUUGUAAUUUUUUAGAAAAUUAGGCUGUGGAAAAAGAAUGUUAGGACAAUAAUGUCAAAAUAUUACGGGAAUAAAGUUACAAUUACAAGGAGAAAAUUUUAAAGACGAAAGUUGAAAAAUUAAAAAAAAAAAACAACAGCAGCUGUAGUUGUACAAAAUAAAGUCAAAAUAUUAAGAGAAAAAAAGUCAUUCAAAAAAGAAAAAAAAAUGCACUUUUACGAGUAAUAAUAGCAUGAGGAAAAAUAAAGUUCUUUUAGUAGCAUAGAGGUGAGAUAUUAAAGACAUAAAAAAAAUUAAUGAAGUCAUAAUAUUAUGAGAAGUGCCAUGCGGUGGUUGAGUGGUUAGCAUGUUGGCCACACAGUCAGGGGAACUGGAAGACCUGGGUUGAAAUCUGGAAUCUCAGAAUCACCGCUUGGGCAUCACUGUGUGGAGUUGUGCCCUGCGAUUGGCUGGCGACCAGUCCAGCAUACCCACAACCCUAGUGAGGAUAAACAGCAUAGAAAAUGGAUGGAUGGAUGGAUAUGAUGAGAAACUAACAAGUAAAAAAAAAUAUUUGUUAUUAUUUGACUAAUUUUUAAAAAGGAUUGCAUGUCCAAAGUUAUGCCGACCCAUAAUGAUGUAAUAAUAAUAAUAAUAUUUAUAUAUUAUUUAUAAAGCGCUUUUCGGGAUACUGAACAUCAACACAUAAUUUCCCAAUACAAAUAUUUUAAAAAAUCAAGAAAGUAGUCCUUAUUUUUUGUCAACUUCUUGUCUUAUUUAUAGUUAUUACAAGCAAAUUAUAUAACAAAUAUUUAACCGCGUCACAAAACAAUGCAGGUGCGUUUUGAAAUUUGUCCCACAAAUUAACGCUCGACAAUAUUAUUGUCAACAUUAUUGAGACCAAAUAAACCACUAAUGCUUUGAUUACAGAUAAUAAUAAUGUCUGGCGACCAGUCCAGGGUGUGCCCCGCCUCUCGCUCAAAGUCAGCUGGGAUAGGCGCCAGCAUACCCCCGCUACCCUAUUGAGGACAAGCGGCAUAGAGGGUGGAUGGAUGGAUAAUAAUAAUGCAAUAUUUCCGUUAAUAUGUCAUGUU
Dunckerocampus dactyliophorus (ringed pipefish) is the source of this 6596-nucleotide messenger RNA. RefSeq names its product serine protease 12 (gene prss12). The transcript is spliced from 14 exons. Gene Ontology annotation, molecular function: serine-type endopeptidase activity. Gene Ontology annotation, cellular component: membrane. Gene Ontology annotation, biological process: proteolysis. The record is from RefSeq and is a predicted model, not a curated record. Lineage: Eukaryota; Metazoa; Chordata; Actinopteri; Syngnathiformes; Syngnathidae. The coding region runs from base 1077 to 3575 and encodes 832 amino acids.